Molecule: messenger RNA, 2667 nt
Organism: Ramularia collo-cygni
Lineage: Eukaryota; Fungi; Ascomycota; Dothideomycetes; Mycosphaerellales; Mycosphaerellaceae
Exons: 3
Coding region: 1-2667 (888 amino acids)
Biological process (GO): DNA-templated transcription
Molecular function (GO): zinc ion binding; DNA binding
Source: RefSeq, a predicted model, not a curated record
AUGCCACCCACGAAACGGCCGGGGGAGGCUGACGGUGGCAGCGAGUCGCCGAACAAGAUCGCGAGGACCGACACAGGCUCGCAGCACGGUCAAGAACACCACCUCCAUCUGCACCAGCAGCAGGCCGCGUCCGACUAUGGACACGCCGACUACGGCAGCAAUGGCCACAGUAGCAAGAAGCGGGGUGGCAGCGGCGGCGCCUCGACGAGGACGGGCCAGGCCUGCGACCGAUGCAAGAACAACAGCGAGUGCAAGACGACCGACCGCAUCACAGGACGAGCCACUUCGCGGGGCCACACGGAGGUGGUGGAGAGCGAAAACACUUCGCUGAAGAUGUACCUCCUGGAACUGCAACAGCAGCUCAAAGACAAUGGCCUCGAACCAAAGGCACCCCAAGGUUACACACCAGCCAAUGUGGCUUCAUAUUGGGGACAACAACAGCAGCAGCAGCAGCAGCCCACACAGAGCUGGGAGACGCCGCCGCAACAAGCAACGGCCUUUUUGUCACCUCCCACUCGACCUGGAAUAGAGCGGCAGAUCUCACAGGGCAUCCUGCCCGAAUUCCGCUCGGGCUGCAUUGGAGACAACUAUCUCGGCGUGUCAUCUGAGAAUAACUGGCUAAGCCCUAUAGAAGGAACCUCACUCGCACUGUUCGGAACCAAGAUUGACCUUUCGGAAUACAUGCCGGCCGAGACCGACUCGACGACCUCUGCGAUGUCAUACCGUACCUUCAUCAGCCAUGCCUUUGGCAGGACUCAGCCGUUCACUCCCACAAUGCCUCCGUACGAGCAGUGUGUUGUAUACGCCGAGUGGUACUUCCGCACCGUGCAGGCCUUCUGUCCCAUCCUCCACAAGCCGCACUUUAUGGAACUGCUUGAUCGGAUCCACCAUCAAAAUUACCAACCAAACUCGGCGGAAGCAGUCAUGGUGCACAUGGUGCUCGCCAUCAUCACCUUUCAGUUCUCCGCCCGCAACCAUAACGAACAGGCUCGACAGGACUCGUUGAGCCAUUACCAAUACGCUCUGAGUUUCAUCCCCGACCUCAUCACCGGCCACAAACUGGAAGACAUCCAAGCUCUCAGUCUGAUAUGCUCGCAGCUUCGCAACCAGCCUCGGCCUGCAGCCGCCUGGAUGUUCACCAACUUUGUCCUGGGUCUCGCCAUCGAAUCAGGCCUGCAUCGAUCAGCAAAGGCAUGGCAAGGAUCAAGUCCAGCUCCCGAUGCCCAUCACGUUGAAAUGCGAAAACGUACCUUCUGGACCAUAAUCCUUUUCCACGUCGCUCUUAGCGGCAAGCUAGGAAGGCCGAUGCCUCUUCGAUGGGAGGACUUUGACAUUGAGAUGCCGGAGCCAGUCGCUGAUACAGUGCCACGGGAUGGAUCGUCGACUCAGGUCAAAGAGUGCUCCUUCAGUGCUGCGAUCGAAGGCUACAAAAUCUGCCGGAUCGUGAUGAUGAUUUACUCUACCAUAUACUCCGUCAGGUCGAAUGGUCAGUACGAAGCGAGUGUGCACAAGCUGGACAAGGAAUUGGAAGACUUCCAGGCUCAAUUACCAGCAAAAUUCCGAGGCGGCCCGCAGAUGAGGGAUGAGGAUCGAGUCAAUUAUCUGUACAUUGAAAUGGCGAUCGCAGAGUGCCAUCUACUGAUCCAUCAUCCUUCGCUAUGCCGAUCUGCGGCACCGCAAAUCAUGCAAAGCAAUUUGGACAUUUGUUUGAACUGGAGUGGCCGGCUCCUCGUGGCAGCGACGCAUUUAAAAGAAUUGAAGAGCCUGGACACAACUUGGUACUCCACCACCAACUUUCUGGCAGCCAUCUUUACGACGCUCUUCGCCUUCACUGAACGGCGAGACCAGAUCACGUCGGCCGAGUUGCAAAAGCUGAAAGACGACAUGGAUGCGUGGAUGGAGGUCAUUAAGGAGGUGUCGAUUCUUCUAGGCACCUUACCACAGCUUCAAGUCGCUGUUCGUCAAAUCAUCGACUUCUCGUUAGGUAACAUCACACGUCACCUUGCUGCAAAGACAGCGUCGGCGGCCGUGAACGCAUCUUCGUCGUCGCCAGUAGAGCAGCAACCGCAGCAGCAGUCGUACGGAAACGGCUACAACGGCUACGAAAAUGGGCGAGGCUCAGAACCUCACGAACAGAGCUACACACAACAGUCCAACACAUAUGCCAACAACACCAGCUAUCCGUAUUCUGAGCCGCAAACCAACAAUAUCGCAUACUCAGGCGGUAAUCACUUCGAUACUGCUACCUAUGCGUCCGAUCAUGGAGACAAUAAACCAAACAUGGAAGCUCAACUCACGUCGCAUAGCGCGCAGAUGGGACCGGCGGACUACAUGGCUGCCUUUGCACCAGCAAUCGGCACUUCAUACUCUACCCCUUCCGUCACGGCAGGCAUGUCCGGCAGCACGAGCGAGUUUCAGAAUGCAGGUCCGGCCGCUUGGAGAUAUUUUGCCGACAACAUGAUGAUGAAAAUGCAUCAUGAGCAGCCACAUGACUAUUCUGGAGGAUUGAUGGCGCUCGGCGGUAGCAGUCGAGUGGACGAGAUGAGUGGCACCGGUAUGGAGAACAUUGCCGCUACGGUGGGAAGUUUGAUGCACGUACCCAGGGAGUACGAGCAGCAUGCUCAAGUAUGGCCGUUGAUUCAGUUUUCGGGUCAAAUGGGACAUUGA